Lates calcarifer (barramundi perch) is the source of this 2793-nucleotide messenger RNA. RefSeq names its product protein arginine N-methyltransferase 8-B. Gene Ontology annotation, biological process: peptidyl-arginine methylation. Gene Ontology annotation, molecular function: protein-arginine N-methyltransferase activity. Lineage: Eukaryota; Metazoa; Chordata; Actinopteri; Centropomidae. Bases 851 to 2068 code for a protein of 405 amino acids. The record is from RefSeq and is a predicted model, not a curated record. Gene Ontology annotation, cellular component: plasma membrane. The transcript has 10 exons.
AGCUGGUUGCCAGAGAGCCUGUAUUUCUGCUUGUGUGGGAAAGUCUGGUGUGAUGAGGCACCUGUCUUAGAGAUUUAUUUCUUUUAGAAACUGUUUUUGUAAAUUUUUUGUCACGAUUUAUUUCAUGCCAUCUGUGGAGCUCGUGUCGAAUGGCUGUGCAAACUCACAGUUAGAACCCCUUUAACUUUCUCUCCGGGAAACCCCAUCGGGAUUACGGAAAGGACUUUCGACAGCGCACGCGAUGAAGGGAGUAGUGCAUCCCAAUGCUGAGAGAUGUCAAGUGCUUCUAAGCGGUGAAGAAGAGUAGAAACAUUUAAUUGCUGUGGAGUUUUGUUUCUAGCGCGCAACUGUGUGCUUUUUUUUCUUUUGGUCGUGAGUGACACUUUACAUUUUCUCGGAUACUCAUAACCCAGAGAUUUGAAAUGUUCGAGCAGGUAGGGGUUCCGCGUCUUGCACGAGGACAGCUAUACGGUGCGCGCGGGUGUUGAUGGAUACGCCGACUCCUGCUGGGAUCAAACCUGCAACCUUUCAGUCGCAACACGGUCUCCCCAGCCAAUAGACUGCUCUGCCAUCCUGAGUCCUCCCACUAAAAACAACCUGUAUCCCAUUUACAGUAUGGAUUACUGGACGUUUCACCUCGCGCAAAUCCAUUUAACAACUUUUCUGCGGGAAUUCAUUUAAUUUAAUCGAAACUGUGCCUACCUACAGUCGUUUCUUAUUAUGACUUUAAUCUUUACAUCUAUUUAAGCCACGCAUUCGGUGGUUUAGUGUUAUUUUUGACACGUUUCUUUUAAAAAUUCAGACCCUCCGUACACUUAGAAGAGUUGUAGCCUAAAUCUCGUCGGCUCUCAUGGGACUGGGGCAUUCGUCGCGUUGUUUGCUGCUACGGCGGAAGAUGGCGGAGGCGGACAGCUCGGAGCGGCAACAGCCUGUUACUUCCCCCCUCUCUCAGUCUGCCCAGCCCUCCCCACUGCCUAAACCAGUGCCUACUGCCCACCAUGUGCCCUGCGUCCCCCAUACGCCUCAUGUAGCAGCCUUGUCCACCUGUCCUGGCAGAGGCAAGAUUGCCAAGUUCAUCAGCCCGGAGGAAAUGACAUCACGGGACUACUACUUCGACUCUUAUGCCCAUUUUGGCAUCCACGAGGAGAUGCUGAAAGACGAGGUGCGAACGUUGACCUACCGGAACGCCAUGUACCACAACAAGCACGUGUUCAAGGAUAAAAUUGUCCUGGAUGUCGGCAGUGGAACGGGGAUCCUCUCCAUGUUCGCUGCCAACGCCGGUGCCAAACACGUGUACGGGAUAGAAUGUUCAAGUAUAUCUGAAUAUUCAGAAAAGAUCAUCAAGUCGAAUCACCUACACAAUGUCAUUACCAUCUUCAAGGGCAAGGUGGAGGAGGUGGAGCUUCCUGUGGAGAAGGUGGACAUUAUCAUCUCAGAGUGGAUGGGUUACUGCCUCUUCUACGAGUCAAUGCUCAACACCGUCAUUUUUGCCAGGGACAAAUGGCUGAAACCAGGAGGCCUGAUGUUCCCUGACAGAGCUGCUCUUUAUGUGGUAGCCAUUGAAGACAGGCAGUACAAGGACUUCAAGAUUCAUUGGUGGGAAAACGUGUACGGGUUUGACAUGAGCUGCAUUCGCAACGUGGCCAUCAAAGAGCCUCUGGUGGACGUGGUAGAUCCCAAGCAGGUGGUGACUAACGCCUGCCUCCUGAAGGAAGUGGACAUCUACACUGUGAAGCCAGAGGACUUGUCCUUCACUUCGGCCUUCUGUCUGCAGAUUCAACGCAACGAUUAUGUCCAUGCCCUCGUCACCUAUUUCAACAUCGAGUUCACCAAGUGUCACAAGAAGACUGGCUUUUCCACUGCUCCAGAUGCUCCCAGCACACACUGGAAGCAGACGGUGUUUUACUUAGAGGACUACUUAACUGUCAAGAAAGGAGAGGAGAUCUUUGGCAGUAUUGCUGUCAGACCCAAUGAGAAGAAUGUGCGUGACCUGGAGUUCACCCUCGAGCUGGACUUUAAAGGACAACUAUGUGAGGCUGCAAUUUCCCACGAUUAUAAAAUGCGUUAGGAACAACAACAACAACAACAGUGCCCCGGUGCAGACCUUCCCUCAGCCCCUCUGGACACACCUACAUGUGGGGGGAGGGAGGGCACUGGCUCUCCAACAAGCAUUCCAGCUGGUCAGCGAAAGCGACCCGAGGCAUCUGAUUGGAUGCCAUUAUGCCAGCACCUGUGAUGUCAUCAGAAUAGGCAAGUAUCUAUCAGCAAUAGUGCCAUCACGUGUACCAACCUGAUCGACUCGGGGCACGUCGUUGAAUGUAACCUCCAAAAUGAACUUGAGUUUUGUUUUGAUUAUUUUGAAUAUAAAAUAAAAAGUAUUUACUUUAUAUUGUUAGUGCAGCUAAUUGAAAAGCAUUGAUCUGCGUGAUGUUGAGAAGGUUACAGCACAGUCAUUAACUGUUUUUCCUUUAGUCCUACAUUAAGAAUUAUGAUUUGUGCACUGUAUAAUUGUAUUGAAGGUACAGUAAUCAAUCGUGUUUUAUUUCAUUAUUUAUUUGCAUGUGAACGUUUUUUGCUUCAUUGAUUGCAGAGAGAUGAAAUGUAAUUUAUUUAUUUCUUUAAUUGAGGAUAAUUCAGAGCAACUGUAUUUUGGUGCCAGAAUAAAACAGAACAAUGCCUCAAGAACAGUAACAAACAGAUGCAAUAUGUCAUGAACCACUUUGUUUUGGAGAUUAGAGAAAGGAAAUGAAAAAAGAAUGUGAUGAUGAAUAAAAUGUUAGUGAUUCAAGUCAA